Molecule: messenger RNA, 1311 nt
Organism: Alternaria ventricosa
Lineage: Eukaryota; Fungi; Ascomycota; Dothideomycetes; Pleosporales; Pleosporaceae
Exons: 1
Coding region: 1-1311 (436 amino acids)
Source: RefSeq, a predicted model, not a curated record
AUGACACAACCUCCCCACCGCGCCCCAGCCAAACGCACCGUCCCCAAGAUCGUAGCCCCCAAACCACCCGCCGCCGCCCCAUCUACCAAACCCCCCGCAAAACCUCAGAAAGAAAAGCGAUACCCCUUCGACUCGCACCAAGACGACAUCGUAGUCAACACGACUGAACUCGACACCGCCCCGGGCUACAGGCGUGGUCUAGUGGACUACCGGCAUAAACUCACGCUGAAGAAGACGUAUGCGCAUAUCACGACGGACUAUGCGGAGGAUAUGAAGAUGACGAUUCCGAAGGAUGCGGUUACGCCGUUGGGGUCUGAGACGGUUGGUGAUGGGGAUGGGGAUGACGAUGACGACGACGGGGACGACGACGACGAGGAUGAGAAGAGCAAGACCAACGUCGACAACCCCAAAUCCAAGCGAGACGAACGUACCUACGUCCCCGAAAUCAGCGACACAAUCAUCGAUUACACCCGUCUGCCCAAACCGCGCUGCAACCGCCCUAACUACGUCGAAUAUAUCUACCGCGCUACAACCACCAAUCCCGCUGUCUUCCUCGCUAUCCUACGUGUCGCGGAGAGGAACUUGCCGUUUAUAAAUUUCGACUCGGCGAUUACACAUUUACCCAAUUUGGCGGCGAAUGCGAGGCUUCCUGGUAUACCGGGCCUCUCAGCCCUGUCGUCCGAGUUAUCUGAAGCGUUGGAGGCGUCCGAACCGUCAAAUCACCCGCAGAAACACAAACCCAACCAACCCGCGUUCAUAGAAGACACACCCCACGAGAAGAAAGAAGCAGACAUGACAAUGACGAUACUCUUCCUACCGAACCUGUACGAAGACGGCCGCCACGCGCUCGGCUACUACGCCCUCGCCCCAGAAGCAGACCCAGACACUAAACAACUCAACCCAGAAGACGUUGUGCAAAUCCUCUUCACACCCUGUGGCAUAUCUGAUUUAGUGGAGGCGAGGUUGUUGGAGUGGACGCCUAUUGAUCCUGAUAUGAAAGCACGGGCUGAUGAGAAGAAGGGGGAGAAGGACAAGAAGGGAGAUGGGGUGGAAGGUGGGGAUGGUAAGGGGGCUGGGGAGGGCAAGGGAGGAGAUACUGGAGAUGGAGACGAAGAAGAAGAAGAGUUGGAUGUCGAGUACAUAGAACAUGUGGCUGCGAGGGGAGGUGAGUGGUUAGAGCGGGAUGUAGUAGGAGAUUGGGAGGAGUGGUGUAGGUGUUUUAGGGUUGCGAGGAGGGUUUGGGAGAAGGUGCUUAAGGGGGUUGUGGAGGUUAAGGAGGUGGAGGAUGUGAAGGAGGAGGUUGUGGGAUGA